GCCCCAGAGAUUGAAGUUAUAGGCAAAGGGUCCCAUGAUCCAAUGAGCCUAAGAAUUCUUAUGGCACCACAACAAGACUUGGAGUUCUUCGAAUAUCUUCGAGUCGAGAAUAUGCCAUUUAAAGUUGUCAACGAAAAUGUUGCAGAAAGCAUUCGCAGAGAACAUGCAGUACAGCGUUUGACUCGUUCGCCCCAUGAAAACGUCAUUGAUUUUGAAAGUUAUCAACGCCUCGACGCUAUCAACAGUUAUAUGGAAUAUUUGGCAAGAGAGUACGCACACCAGGUGAACAUUGUGAACUUGGGCAAGUCGUACGAGGGUCGAGCCCUAAGGGCCAUACACAUAUCGGGGGAGAAUGUUAAUGGAGCAUUGUCCAAGAAACCUUUAAUUUUCAUAGAUGCCGGUAUGCAUGCUCGCGAAUGGAUAUCACAUGCCACUGCCUUGUAUAUUCUGCAUCAAUUGGUGGAAAAUUCCUCAUCUCACAGAUAUGAGUUGGAUAUGUUCGAUUGGCUUAUUUGGCCUGUAGUGAAUCCUGAUGGCUAUGAAUAUUCCCAUACAAGGGAGAGAUUUUGGCGCAAGAGCCGACAGCGCAAUGGGGGAACAACAUCAUGUGUGGGUGUUGAUUUAAAUAGAAAUUUUGAUUUCCAUUGGUCACAAGUGGGAAGUUCGGAUAAUCCCUGUGACAUAGACUAUCAUGGGCCAAAAGCCUUUUCGGAACCAGAGGCCAUAGCAAUGCGAGAUUUGCUCUUCCACAUUAACAGCACCUGUCAAAUGUAUUUAACUUUGCAUGCAUAUGGCAAUUAUUUGCUUUAUCCAUGGGGCUAUGAGAGCUCUUUACCUUCCAACUGGCGUUAUCAUGAUGCAGUGGCUCGAAGUGGCGCCAAUGCCAUAAAGCGAUCAUCUGGCACUUCCUACACUGUGGGUAGUAGUGCUAAAGCUCUUUAUGCCGCCUCUGGUGCCAGUGAUGAUUUUGCUUAUGGUGCAGCAAAUAUUCCGGUUGCAUUAUGCAUGGAAUUACCAUCGGGAGGUAAUGGGUUUGAUCCAGCCCCAAAAGAAAUAUUGCCAAUUGUUGCGGAAAGUUGGCUUGGCAUACGUGCCAUGGCUAGAGAAAUUGUAGACUAUCCAUUGCGAAAUAGGGCUAGUGUCUUCAGCAAGGAUAUAAUACGAGAACAUAAGAAAUACUGUUUCAGCAGCGGUUAUCCCCUCAACAAUGGUUAA
Stomoxys calcitrans (stable fly) is the source of this 1215-nucleotide messenger RNA. RefSeq names its product carboxypeptidase B1. Gene Ontology annotation, biological process: proteolysis. Bases 43 to 1215 code for a protein of 390 amino acids. The record is from RefSeq and is a predicted model, not a curated record. Lineage: Eukaryota; Metazoa; Arthropoda; Insecta; Diptera; Muscidae. The transcript is spliced from 3 exons. Gene Ontology annotation, molecular function: metallocarboxypeptidase activity; zinc ion binding.